This is a messenger RNA of Helobdella robusta, 1534 nucleotides long. RefSeq lists its product as hypothetical. The transcript has 3 exons. Lineage: Eukaryota; Metazoa; Annelida; Clitellata; Rhynchobdellida; Glossiphoniidae. Bases 143 to 1009 code for a protein of 288 amino acids. The record is from RefSeq and is a predicted model, not a curated record.
CCUCGGCGGAAAGUGCACCAAAUUUAAAUUUCUUUAAAUUAUCGCCUUUGAUUACGAGAGAAACCGUUUUCUAAGCAGCGAAAUUCGCUUAUUUUUUGAUUAAUUUUAUAAAAAAUUAAAAAUAUUUAAUUUAAAAGUUAAAAUGGGUAACUAUAAUAGCAAAAAUGACAUUGUUGAGGAGGCAGGCCCAUCUUUUGCUGCCGAACAAAAAAUGUCCACUCCGGACACGGACCGGUCAGCGAAUUUUUCUAGAAUUAGGGAUUUCAUUGAUCCAAGGUCACCGACGGUUGGAAUAGAUAGGACGCCGAUUCAAGUGACAGCCACUCCUCGACCGGUUGUUGUGGACCCCAGGUCGCCGACUUAUGGUAUCAAAAGGACUCCAAUUGUUCAAGGUUUUUUCUACCAGCCCAGCGCCCUGGAGUCAAGUGUUGAUGAGGAAAGAUUAUUUUCCAAUGACAUCCCGGUCUGCGAUUUUGAUUCGCUAAUCCAGGAAACUGAAAACCUACAUGCGGAAAGUGCCCAGCAGGCAGUUGUACAGGAAAAUGUCAAUAGCAACAGCAGUAGUUUUAUAAUUUAUGAAGAACCAGAAGGGUUAGAAACGGUGAAAAACAACGACCAGCUUAGCACAGCAUCAUCUGCUAUUGACAGUAACAAUGACCAGCUUAACGCAACAUCACUUAGAAUCGACAGCGCUACUGACCAACUUAACACGCAACCAUCUGCCAGUAGCAACAACAACAACGACGUCAUCAUCGAUUUGUCAAAAUCUUCGGCUGGAAAUAAACCUCAAAAUGUGGCUAAAUCAAGUAAAGCUCUGCUAUCGAAGAGCCCCAACGUUAGGUCGCCGUUGUCCAAUAAAAAUUGUCAUCUAUCUGAUAGACCGUCGGCAAUUGUCCAGAGGAAGCAGAUUAUAAAGAUGGCUGAGAAGAUGAAGAUGAAUAAUAAUAAUAAUAAUAAUAACUAUCAUGCUGCUGAUGACGGAGAGGAUAAAGAGAAUUUGAUUUAUUAGUCUGUCUGUGUACUUGUGUUUGUCUGUCUUUGAAUUUGUGUGAGUUGUGUGUGUGUGUGUGUGUUUGUGUUUGUGUGAGAGAGAGAGAGAGAGAGAGAGAGAGAGAGAGAGAGAGAGAGAGAGAAUAACAACUUGGCUGAUAAUAUUGCCUAUUACUGAAAGAUUUAAAAUUUAACUGGUUGAUUGGUCAAUUGAUUGAUUGAUGGCUGAUUAAAUUAUUAAAUUAUAUGCUAGAUUGAAUGAUUAACUGAUUAUUUUUACAGUUUUACAGACAAUUUGACGAAUAAAAAAAUUUCUUUUUUGCUUGCUUCUUUGUUCCAAAGAUGUCCUUAAAAAUUAUUAUUGCUCAAUUUUAAAUAAAAAUAUAGAUAUAUGUAUAUGUAUUCACACAAUAUUGUGUACGCGUGUGUAUGUAGAUGUGUAUGUAUAAAGGUUUAAAUAUAUAUAUUCAUAUACAUUCAUGCAAAUGUAUGUGUGUGAUUGGGUCCGUUUUUUGGCAAAAAUAAAUAAAGCUAGUGUUUCGUA